GAAUCACUCCUCCCAAACAAACUUGCGGAACGGAGAGAGCAGCUGUACGCCACAGUCAUCUGUCAUCUUCUCCAUACGAGAUUUGAUUACAAAAGAUGACACAUCUCAUCAGCUCAAAUUCAACGGUAAUCACGCCAGUCACACGGCCAGACUAAAUCCAGCCGUUGAGACACAUUCAAGGCCGUGCGUGGACAGCCCAAAUCAAAGCAUCCGUCAAAAACACUAUACAGACAAUUCACAGCUUCAUCAACCGUCCCAGAUUAUUUGUAACUAUGACACCAGUAACUACGAUAAGAGUGACAAACAUGAAUCAAAUUUUCCUUGUUGUCUGUCACAUAGCAAUACCUUGAUUACUGAAAACAGCGAGAGUUCGCCGAAACUUACAAAUGGUAAAAGUAACUUCAGAUCAAGACAGAGACUUAGUUUCCCAGGCAGUUUGCCAGUUAAGUUGAUGUUAGUAUCUGAUAGGCUCGUGAGAUCAUUCCUUAACAGUCGCGGUGAGCACUCUCGGGUCAGAUCAUGUCAAAGCUUACCGGACCUUGCCUUUACGCAGCAACGAACAACUGAACGGCCACCAUCUAAGGUGAGCGAGUAUCUUGAUGUACACUUGGCACAAAGUGUUCCAAUAUGUGGGCCAGGCAACACAAAGAUGACGGGAAGGUGUGUGAAUAAUAAACGAAUGAAACAAGAUGAAAAGUCCGAACCAACACCUCAUGCGUCAGUCUCUGCUGCGUCGAUGGAUACAAAAUGUCGGAGACUAGAGGCCAGCCAUGUUCAUCAGGUG
Messenger RNA from Lymnaea stagnalis (great pond snail), 784 nucleotides. The record is from the annotation of a GenBank genome assembly. NCBI's taxonomy places the organism in Eukaryota, Metazoa, Mollusca, Gastropoda, Lymnaeidae.